AUGACUAUUUCAUCUAAAAAGAAAAGAAAAAUAGAAUAUGAGCAGGAAAAGUUAAUAAAUUCGUUUCCAUCUUUAAAAGUUUCAAAAGUGACUUCUCAUUGGUCAAAAACUCAUAUAUAUGAUUUUGGGAAAAAAAAUAUAUUGAAAAAUGAAAUAUCGGAAAAACAUGAAAAACAAGGAUCUUCUCUUUUGCAUGAACCUGUUUCUUCUGUUUCUUUUGCUGAAGAAUUAAGUGAGGCAGAUAUAGAAAAUCCCUUAGAUGAUGCUUAUAUUGACGAGGUUUUAAAUAAAUUUGAUUUAACCUAUCAAUAUGGACCUUUUCGGGGAUUAUCUCGUUUAAACCGUUGGAAUAGAGCUGAAAAAUUAGGACUUUGCCCACCUAUUAAGAUAAAAGAGAUUUUACUUUUAGAUGAAAGAUAUAAUAAUGUAAUCUAUGACUAA
Pneumocystis jirovecii RU7 is the source of this 441-nucleotide messenger RNA. RefSeq lists its product as uncharacterized. NCBI's taxonomy places the organism in Eukaryota, Fungi, Ascomycota, Pneumocystomycetes, Pneumocystales, Pneumocystaceae. Gene Ontology annotation, molecular function: DNA-directed DNA polymerase activity. The record is from RefSeq and is a predicted model, not a curated record. Gene Ontology annotation, cellular component: delta DNA polymerase complex. The transcript is spliced from 2 exons. Bases 1 to 441 code for a protein of 146 amino acids. Gene Ontology annotation, biological process: DNA synthesis involved in DNA repair; DNA-templated DNA replication.